AUGCGUAUUUCUUCCUUUUUCGUUGUGAUCGCAGCUACCUUUGUGGCUACCAGCGCGGCUCUCACAGGCCCAAAUCAAGUCGACCAGCGUCUUCUAAGGACUCACCACGCGCCUAGUCCCGUGUCCGAAGAAAGGGGUAUCAGUAAUAUCCCUCUUGAGAAAAAUUGA
Messenger RNA from Phytophthora infestans T30-4, 168 nucleotides. RefSeq lists its product as uncharacterized. The transcript has a single exon. The record is from RefSeq and is a predicted model, not a curated record. NCBI's taxonomy places the organism in Eukaryota, Oomycota, Peronosporomycetes, Peronosporales, Peronosporaceae. The coding region runs from base 1 to 168 and encodes 55 amino acids.